Molecule: messenger RNA, 7677 nt
Organism: Myotis myotis
Lineage: Eukaryota; Metazoa; Chordata; Mammalia; Chiroptera; Vespertilionidae
Gene: LRRC7
Product: leucine rich repeat containing 7
Exons: 27
Coding region: 1401-5885 (1494 amino acids)
Biological process (GO): neurotransmitter receptor transport postsynaptic membrane to endosome; neurotransmitter receptor transport, endosome to postsynaptic membrane
Cellular component (GO): postsynaptic density; postsynaptic membrane; adherens junction
Molecular function (GO): protein binding
Source: RefSeq, a predicted model, not a curated record
CGGGCGCCCAGGCGCUCGGGAGGCGCAGAGGCCGCGAGCUGCUCUGCCGCCCAGGCGCCGGCGCUGCGGGACCGUGCGCGCCGCGAGCGCCCCGGGCCGGUCCGGCAGCGGGAGGAGCGGGGAUCGCGCGCUGCCAGGCGCCGAGUCCCCAGCACUUUCCUCGCGCCCCGGGGGCGACCGAGGGAAGCCCGGAGCUCGGCCCCUUGCCCCGUUUUCUAAACGCAGCCUCUGACAAAGCCGGGACAAAGCAAGCAUUUCCAUUCUCCGCCGGACUGGGAUUUUUCUCCUUCGAUUUCAGGGGAGCCCGAGUAGAGGUCAGAGGGGCCAGCGAGAUUCUCAAAAAGGGGCCGAGAGCCGUGAACGUGGUCACCCCCUCCUGUCGCGGGGAAAAUCUCCUUGACAUUUUUCACACUUUGAAGCAGCUGCAGCUGGUGUCGUCGGAAAAGGGGGUGGGAAAAAAAGAGGGGGCGGGGAGAGCAGGGAGACACAGCCGCGAGCAGCGCCUCCUCUCCUGCCAAUCCCGGCACCUGUGCGCGGAGCCACUGCACCGAGGCGGACCCCACUCCAGGAGAACCCCGGGCUCGAAGCCACGGACACCCCGCCCCUGGCAGCGGGUUCUCCCCGGAGGGGACCUGCAGCAGCCCACUCCGGCCACCGCGGUCGCCUGCAGCCGCGGGAGCGCACAGCCCCUCCGAGCCGCCCACCGUCCCCUGGUCCCCAGGGACCCCCGCCCAACCGAGGCGCGGCAGCCGCGGGCAGGGGGUGUUACAGAGUUGGGUGCACGAUUCGCCUUUUCUGCUCCUCUCUUCUCCGCCCAGGAUUUAUUGUCUGUGGAGCCUUUGGGGGGUGGGGAGGGAGCUGCGCCUCCGCCGCCGCCGCCGCUGCUGCUGCGGUCGCUAGCGCGGCGCGCACGGCAGGCGGAGGCUGGGGAGUGAAGCGCUCCUGCCUCCCCCGCCGGCGCCUCGGGCUUCCCCUCGGCCGCUUCCCGCCGGAACCUCUCCCGCCGUCCACCUGAAGGGCACCGGCAUCAUGGUCUAACGUGGCACCUGCCUGGAAUCCCCUCUUCCUCCUCCUGUGCCUCCUCCUGUGACCACCCUCCUCCGCACCGCCUCCGAGGACGCCCGUGCCCACUCCACUGCGGACCCCGAACACUUUAAGGAAUAACCCUUGGCAGCCGCACGAGUCGCUCUCUCCGGAACCUCAUGGGCAGUUUCUCCGGCCGGCCAUGAUGGAGAGCCUACUAAGGGGAAGGAAUCCCCCACAGUAUCAGAGAAGUCCUUGUAAAGAAGUUCGUGCAGCACUUCGGAAGAGGCCUGAAGAGGAGUGAGCCCGCUACAUGAAAAAAAUGCAAGUCAAAGUGGUCACAACCUAGAAGUCUGCAGAGACAGGAAUAACUAGCAAUGCAUUGCCUGGAGAUGACCACCAAACGGAAACUCAUCGGCCGUCUGGUGCCGUGCCGAUGUUUCCGAGGUGAAGAAGAAAUCAUCUCGGUUUUAGAUUACUCCCACUGCAGCCUUCAGCAGGUGCCAAAAGAAGUCUUUAACUUUGAACGGACAUUAGAGGAGCUUUAUCUAGAUGCCAAUCAAAUUGAAGAGCUACCCAAGCAAUUGUUCAACUGUCAAGCUCUACGAAAACUAAGUAUUCCUGACAAUGACCUUUCAAGUCUGCCAACCACCAUUGCUAGUUUAGUUAACCUUAAAGAACUCGACAUCAGUAAAAAUGGUGUACAAGAUUUUCCAGAGAGCAUAAAGUGCUGUAAGUGUUUAACAAUUAUUGAAGCCAGUGUCAAUCCCAUUUCUAAACUCCCUGAUGGCUUCACACAGCUUCUAAACCUGACCCAGCUCUAUCUGAAUGACGCCUUUCUUGAAUAUCUUCCAGCCAAUUUUGGAAGACUUGUCAAAUUACGGAUCUUGGAGUUAAGAGAAAAUCACCUGAAAACUCUACCAAAGUCAAUGCACAAACUGGCCCAGCUGGAAAGACUUGACCUAGGAAAUAAUGAAUUCAGUGAGCUGCCUGAAGUUCUGGAUCAAAUACAAAAUUUAAGGGAGUUGUGGAUGGAUAAUAACGCAUUGCAAGUGCUACCUGGGUCUAUAGGGAAGUUAAAGAUGUUGGUGUACCUGGAUAUGUCAAAAAACAGAAUAGAAACAGUGGACAUGGACAUUUCCGGAUGUGAAGCCCUUGAGGACCUCUUACUGUCAUCCAAUAUGUUGCAACAGUUGCCGGACUCUAUAGGACUGUUGAAAAAACUAACUACUCUGAAAGUGGACGACAAUCAACUUACAAUGUUACCCAAUACAAUCGGAAAUUUAUCUUUAUUAGAAGAAUUUGACUGUAGCUGUAAUGAACUGGAGUCACUACCUCCUACUGUUGGCUACCUUCAUAGUCUUCGAACAUUAGCAGUCGAUGAGAAUUUUCUUCCAGAAUUACCCAGAGAAAUUGGAAGCUGUAAGAAUGUAACAGUUAUGUCUCUACGCUCCAAUAAACUGGAAUUUCUUCCUGAAGAGAUUGGACAGAUGCAGAAACUAAGAGUCUUAAAUUUGAGUGACAACAGGUUGAAGAAUUUACCAUUCUCAUUUACCAAACUUAAGGAGCUUGCAGCUUUGUGGCUUUCUGACAAUCAGUCCAAAGCCCUUAUCCCUUUACAAACUGAAGCCCAUCCAGAAACAAAGCAAAGAGUAUUGACUAACUACAUGUUUCCCCAGCAACCUCGUGGCGAUGAAGAUUUCCAGUCAGACAGUGACAGCUUUAACCCGACACUGUGGGAAGAGCAGAGACAGCAACGCAUGACUGUUGCCUUUGAAUUUGAAGACAAAAAGGAAGAUGACGAUAAUGCUGGGAAAGUUAAGGAUCACUCCUGCCAAGCCCCCUGGGAAAGGGGCCAGCGUGGGAUUACUCUCCAACCUGCCAGACUGUCUGGCGAUUGCUGCACACCAUGGGCCAGGUGUGAUCAGCAGAUCCAAGAUAUGCCCGUCCCCCAGAAUGACCCACAGCUGGCAUGGGGUUGUAUAAGUGGCCUCCAGCAGGAAAGGAGCAUGUGCACUCCAUUGCCAGUUGCAGCACAAUCCACCACUCUUCCCUCUCUAAGUGGCAGACAGGUUGAAAUAAACCUAAAACGAUAUCCAACUCCUUACCCAGAGGAUUUAAAGAAUAUGGUAAAAUCUGUUCAAAAUCUGGUGGGUAAGCCAAGCCAUGGAGUGCGUAUUGAGAAUUCAAAUCCAACUGCUAACACGGAGCAAACUGUGAAAGAAAAAUAUGAACACAAGUGGCCUGUAGCCCCAAAGGAGAUUACAAUGGAGGAUUCUUUUGUUCAUCCAGCUAAUGAUAUGAGGAUUGGGGAGCUUCACCCUUCAUUAGCUGAGACCCCUCUGUACCCACCCAAACUUGUUCUGCUAGGGAAGGACAAAAAAGAAUCAACUGAUGAGUCUGAAGUUGACAAAACUCACUGUCUGAAUAACAGUGUUUCCUCAGGCACUUACUCAGACUACUCGCCCUCCCAGGCUUCCUCAGGAUCCUCUAACGCCCGGGUUAAAGUGGGGUCCUUGCAGACAACAGCUAAAGAUGCAGUACAUAGUUCUUUGUGGGGUAACAGGAUUACACAAUCUUUCCCACAGCCUCUUGAUUCAAAGCCAUUACUCAGCCAGCGGGAGGCUGUUCCCCCAGGGAAUCUACCACAGCGCCCUGACCGGCUGCCAAUGAGUGACACCUUCACUGACAACUGGACUGAUGGCUCACAUUAUGAUAACACAGGGUUUGUUGGCGAGGAAACCACAGGCGAGAAUGCCAACAGCAAUCCUCUCUUAGGUUCCAAAUCUAGAAACCCACCUGCUCAUGGACGCAGGCCUUUGAUCAGGCAGGACAGGAUUGUCGGAGUUCCCCUGGAGCUUGAGCAGUCUGCAAACAGACACACGCCGGAAACAGAAGUGCCUCCUUCCAAUCCUUGGCAGAAUUGGACCAGGACUCCUAGCCCUUUUGAAGACAGGACCGCUUUCCCUUCCAAGUUAGAGACCACCCCCACCACCAGCCCAUUGCCUGAAAGGAAAGAACAUAUGAAAGACUCCGUUGACAUACCUAGUCCUUUUUCUCCAGGACUACCAUGGGAGUAUCACGAUUCCAAUCCCAACAGGAGUCUUGGCAACGUCUUUUCGCAAAUCCACUGCCGCCCGGAAUCUUCUAAAGGCAUUCCCAUCAGCAAAAGCACAGAGAGGCUGUCCCCACUCAUGAAAGACAUUAAGUCCAACAAAUUCAAAAAGUCACAGAGUAUCGAUGAAAUUGACAUUGGCACCUACAAGGUUUAUAACAUCCCACUGGAAAACUAUGCUUCUGGAAGCGAUCACUUAGGGAGCCACGAGCGACCGGAUAAGCUGUUGGGGCCCGAACACGGCAUGUCCAGCAUGUCUCGCAGCCAGUCGGUCCCGAUGCUGGACGACGAGAUGCUCACGUAUGGAGGCAGUAAAGGGCCCCAACCACAGAAAGCGUCCAUGACCAAGAAAGUCUACCAGUUCGACCAAAGCUUCAAUCCCCAAGGAGCAGUGGAAGUGAAAGCCGACAAGAGGAUGCCGCCCCCUUUUCAACACAAUGCCGAAUACAUGCAGCCGCCCGGCAAGAGCCUCGCCAAGGAUCUCAUCAGUCCGAGAGCUUACAGAGGGUACCCGCCCAUGGAGCAGAUGUUCUCCUUCUCCCAGCCAUCUGUCAAUGAGGAUGCUAUGGUGAAUGCCCAGUUUGCAAGCCAAGGGGCCAGGGCAGGCUUCUUGCGAAGAGCCGACUCCCUGGUGAGCGCCACAGAAAUGGCCAUGUUUAGAAGGGUCAGUGAACCGCACGAGCUGCCUCCGAGCGAUCGGUACGGCAGACCUCCGUAUAGGGGCGGUCUGGAUCGCCAAAGCAGCGUUUCAGUGACUGAGUCCCAGUUCCUGAAAAGGAAUGGCAGGUAUGAAGACGAACACCCUUCAUAUCAAGAAGUGAAAGCUCAGGCGGGAAGUUUUCCGGUUAAAAACCUUACCCAGAGGAGGCCAUUGUCUGCAAGAAGCUACAGUACAGAGAGUUACGGUGCCUCCCAAACCAGACCAGUUUCAGCUAGGCCUACUAUGGCAGCUCUUUUGGAAAAAAUACCAUCUGACUAUAACUUGGGUAACUAUGGUGACAAGCCAUCAGAUAACAGUGAUAUAAAGACGAGGCCCACUCCUGUGAAGGGAGAGGAGAGCUGUGGUAAAAUGCCUGCAGACUGGAGACAACAGCUGCUUAGACAUAUAGAAGCUAGAAGGUUAGACAGGACCCCGUCCCAGCAAAGCAACAUUUUAGACAAUGGACAAGAAGAUGUAUCUCCUAGUGGCCAAUGGAAUCCUUAUCCUCUUGGGAGGCGGGAUGUACCUCCGGACACCAUUACUAAAAAGGCAGGCAGCCAUAUCCAGACCUUGAUGGGGUCCCAAAGCCUUCAGCAUCGUAGCCGGGAGCAGCAGCCAUAUGAGGGAAAUAUAAACAAAGUGACCAUCCAGCAGUUCCAGUCACCAUUGCCUAUUCAGAUCCCCUCUUCACAGGCCACCCGGGGACCUCAGCCUGGACGGUGCUUAAUUCAAACUAAAGGGCAAAGGAGUAUGGAUGGCUAUCCAGAGCAGUUUUGUGUGCGAAUAGAAAAGAAUCCUGGCCUCGGAUUUAGCAUCAGUGGUGGAAUUAGCGGACAAGGAAAUCCAUUUAAACCUUCUGACAAGGGUAUCUUUGUUACUAGGGUUCAGCCUGAUGGGCCAGCAUCCAACCUGCUGCAGCCAGGCGAUAAGAUCCUUCAGGCAAAUGGACAUAGUUUUGUACAUAUGGAACAUGAAAAAGCUGUAUUACUACUGAAGAGUUUCCAGAACACAGUAGACCUAGUUAUUCAACGUGAGCUUACUGUCUGAAUAUUUUUUAUAAAUAGUGAAGAUAACGUCUAGCCAGACCUAAUGUUCAAAAAUAAAUUUAUACAUAGAGACAAAUUUUGCCAAUUGCUGGACCAAUGGCAAACAUUAGUGCCAAAUGUAUAAUACUAUAUGUUAGCACUGAUCAUCCUUACAAAUGUUAACUAUAUAAAUAUGAUGUUCAUGUGGUUAUGUAUUAGUUUUAAUUGUCAGCCUCUGGCUGUGCAUUGGUGCAGUUUUUUUUGUUGUUCUUGGUUUGUUUGUUUUUUUAACCAAAUAAGUUUCUUCUCAAAGUGGAUUUCAUAUGAUUUCGGAAGCACGGAAGCACACACAAGCUCUUUACAAAUUCUGCUCUCCAUCAGAAACACUGCCUCAAUGUUGUAUCUGCCUUUAUAUAGAAAAUACAAAUAUGAAGAAUUGUAAUUCCCAUUAAAUAUUUCUAGCACAAGGUAUAUGUUGGCAUAUACACAAAAAAAGAAUAUAGAGCAAAACAAUAUUUUCAUAAACUAAACACCUCGGAUUGAGAAAGAAAAUAUAUCUUAAAAUAAGACUUUACUAUAUUGACUCUUUUUCAAUAAAAACUACAUGAUAAUGCCUUAUGAAAGUAACUGUACAUAUGGUAUAAAGUGUUUAUAUUUGGUUCCAUAUUCAUUUGCUAAAUUCUCAUAACACAGAGUGAAAUAUUUCAUAAGUUAGCCAUUUAUCUCUGGGACCUGAAUAAAAACUAGGAUGAACUAAUUUAUUCAAUGCCUUUAGCUAAUUAAUUACAGAAUCUGCAGAGUUAAAAUACAGACUAAAGGUCAUUAUAGGUAAAUCUUUUCACCACAAAUUUAAGCAGUGGAUGAUGGGUGGCAGGAAAAGUAUUGCUUUAUUUCUUUCAAGUUUAUAUUGAUUAUAAACUGUAGCCCUUGUGAUUUCUUUACUUGUAAAUGUGGAAUUUAUUUGUGUGUUGCUUUCUCUAAUUUGCUACUUUUAAAUACUUUGAAAUGAGUUUUGGGGAUUGAUAAAAUUUAUCAUUAAGAAAAACUGCUGUUAGAAAGUUAAUGUGGGAGAUUUAAAAACUUUGGUAUUUAAAUAUGAAACUUCAAAUAUAAUUUCUCAGAGCGAUAGUCUACCUGUAGUAUUCAUUUUGAUGCCUGUUUUUGUGGGCAGAAAUAGAGAAAAUACUUUUGUUUCAAAAAAGUUUCAAAGUAUAUAAAAUCCUGAAUUUUGUCUCACUCGAGAAAAAGACAAGCAUAGUUCAUAUGGACUUAGUUAUUUUUACAUUAGAACUGUUUUCCUCAAUAAAAAAAUAAAUUCAUUGUAUAAUCCUUUAAACACAUUUCUUUUAUAUAUUUAUCAUUAAUUUGAUUAAAAUAUUAAUUUGAAAUUUUAGAAUAAUUUCCCAAAGUUGUUGUAUGAAUUAUCUCUCAUAUUUCCAUAUAGCUGUUUUUAAUAUAUAUAUAUAUUAUAAAUUUACUUUGCACACUAGUAUCUCAAGUCCUCUAUUAGGAUUUUCACAGUAGUAGCCCAUAUUGAUGUCACUGAAGCUCUGAGAAUAAUAUUUGUAAGUUAAAUGUUUUAUGGGGACAUUGAAAAUAUUGUAUUUUUGUAGGGUCUAUUAAAAUGAAUGUCACUUAUUAGAAGUAUAAUGGUAUUUUUUGGCAGUAGAAUUUGUCACUUAAAGGCAAAUGAUACUUCACUUUAUAGAUGAUGCACUAAUUUUGAUGUUGCUUUAUGUCAGGGUGACAUUAUACCAUGAUUUUAUAGAGUUUGACAUUUAACAAAUGAUUAAAUGAUUGACCUAUUUAAUAUG